Molecule: messenger RNA, 2134 nt
Organism: Mirounga angustirostris (Northern elephant seal)
Lineage: Eukaryota; Metazoa; Chordata; Mammalia; Carnivora; Phocidae
Gene: DUS1L
Product: dihydrouridine synthase 1 like
Exons: 14
Coding region: 448-1878 (476 amino acids)
Biological process (GO): tRNA processing
Molecular function (GO): flavin adenine dinucleotide binding; tRNA dihydrouridine synthase activity
Source: RefSeq, a predicted model, not a curated record
UGAGGCUUCUGAGUGCUGGGCCGAGGCGGUGGGGGGGGCACUGGCGGCCCUUUUAGGAGACAGAGGCGGGAGCUCAGAGUGGAAAGCGGGCGCCGGCCGGGCCGGGCCUCGGCGCCCGCGGUCGACGCGUCACCCUACCCCGCCCGAGCGCGCUGUGGCGGGGCCCGGCCGACCUCUGGCCUCUGGCCUCUGACCUCCGACCUCGCGGGGCGGGGCACCUCCGCGGCCGGGCGCGGUUUCCCGGGGACGCGUUUCCCGCCGCACCGCGGGCCGCCCGGACCGCCCUGGCGGAGGCACCUUCCGGCGGCCUCGGCGCGGAGCCCUGGGCCGGGCGGCGGCCCCGGCGUGGCGGCCUGCGGUCACCGAGGGAGCCCCCGCCGCGCCCUGGCUCCCAGAGGCCCGGCGGCGGUCCGGGAGGAGCCCGGGCCUGGGCACAGUGUGGAGGCGAUGCCAAAGCUGCAGGGCUUCGAGUUCUGGAGCCGCACCCUGGGCGGGGCUCGCCACGUGGUGGCGCCCAUGGUGGACCAGAGUGAGCUGGCCUGGAGGCUGCUGAGCCGCCGACACGGGGCCCAGCUCUGCUACACCCCCAUGCUACACGCCCAGGUCUUCGUCCGCGAUGCCAACUAUCGGAAGGAGAACCUGUACUGCGAAGUGUGCCCCGAGGACCGGCCUCUCAUUGUGCAGUUCUGUGCCAAUGACCCAGAGGUGUUUGUCCAGGCGGCUCUCCUGGCUCAGGAUUACUGUGAUGCCAUCGACCUGAAUUUGGGUUGCCCGCAGAUGAUAGCCAAGCGAGGUCACUACGGUGCCUUCCUGCAGGAGGAGUGGGACCUGCUGCAGAGAAUGAUUCUGCUGGCGCACGAGAAACUCUCUGUCCCUGUCACGUGCAAAAUCCGAGUCUUCCCGGAGAUUGACAAGACCGUGAAGUACGCCCAGAUGCUGGAGAAAGCCGGCUGCCAGUUGCUGACCGUGCAUGGGCGCACCAAGGAGCAGAAGGGGCCCUUGUCGGGCACUGCGUCCUGGGAGCACAUCAAGGCCGUGCGGAAGGCAGUGGCCAUCCCCGUGUUUGCCAACGGGAACAUCCAGAGCCUGCGGGACGUGGAGCGUUGCAUCCAGGACACGGGAGUCCAGGGGGUCAUGAGUGCAGAGGGCAACCUGCACAAUCCCGCCCUGUUUGAGGGCCGCAGCCCUGCCGUGUGGGAGCUGGCCGAGGAGUACCUGGACAUCGUGCAGCGCCACCGCUGCCCGCUGUCCUACGUCCGGGCGCACCUCUUCAAGCUGUGGCACCACACGCUGCAGGUGCAUCAGCAGCUCCGGGAGGAGCUCGCCAAAGUGAAGACCCUGGAAGGUGUUGCGGCUGUGAACCAGGAGCUGAAGCUGCGGUGUCAGGAGGAUAUAUCCAGGCAGGAGGAGGGAGAGAAGCCCUCUGGCGGCUUGCCUUUCUUCCACUGGAUCUGCCAGCCCUACUUACGGCCAGGGCCCAGGGAAGGGAGCAAGGAGAACGGGGGUGCCCGCAGCAAGCGGGCCCUGGAGGAGGAGGAGGAGGGCGGCACAGACGUGCUAUCCAAGAACAAGCAGAAGAAGCAGCUGAGGAACCCCCACAAGACCUUUGAUCCCUCGCUGAAGCCAAAAUACGCAAAGUGUGAUCAGUGUGGAAACCCAAAGGGAAACAGAUGUGUGUUCAAUCUGUGCCGGGGCUGCUGCAAGAAGCGAGCUUUCAGAGAGGCUGCAGACUGCCCAGGUCACGGAUUGCUUUUUAAAACCAAACUGGAGAAGUCUCUGGCCUGGAAGGGGGCCCAGUCCCGGCUGCAGGAGCCUCAGCCAGCAGGAUCUGGAGAGCCAGGCAGCCUUCCCGAGGUUGUGGGCAGUGCCCUGGCCUGAGGGGCCGCUGGAGCCCGACGCGCCGCCCCACUAGGCCCCAGGACUGUUGCUGAGACCUCAACAUGUCCCACUUAAGGAAAUGCCUUUACUCAGGGAAUCUCCCGCCUCUCAACACAGAAGGAUGAGCUGGUCUUCCCCUCGGCCCUAUGCUGGGAGCCCGGAAAUGCUGCACCAGGGAGCAGGCUCCCAGGCUGGACCUGCCCCCUCCUUGCAACGUGUGUGUUCAAAAGUGAACAAUAAACCCUUUCAAAAAUGA